Fusarium redolens is the source of this 5084-nucleotide messenger RNA. RefSeq lists its product as uncharacterized. Bases 209 to 4819 code for a protein of 1536 amino acids. Gene Ontology annotation, molecular function: protein binding. The record is from RefSeq and is a predicted model, not a curated record. Lineage: Eukaryota; Fungi; Ascomycota; Sordariomycetes; Hypocreales; Nectriaceae. The transcript has 7 exons.
AUUCCACGGAGUGAAACAUAUAUGCAGCCACAUAGCAUUGACUGGGAUUAUUCAGCAUUUUUAGUGGUUGAAAUCGCACUGAGUGCGAAAUUCAUGGAUGCGAUUUUGAAGAAGGGAAAAUUUUUCCAUUGCGAUGGCCUGCAUCGCUCAGAAUUGAAGGGAUGCAGUUGGCAAAGUGUAAAAUGUGUUGCGUCAGAAAAAUCGCACCAUGCGUUGUGAGCGACUCGGAAACGCACACAAGGCGAUUAUCAUGUCGCACCCCUGGUAUGGUGGCCUUAGAAGCUCUAUAAUUCCCCGACGCGGGAACGCCCGGUUGGGUAGGCAGGAAAUGUUUAUCUCCAUCGUUUUUGCUGUUUUACUCGGUUCUGUAUGUCUACCUCUUUCAAACUACCUCAUGCAACUACUCAAAAUGGACGACCUCACCGGGUUGCAGCUUAUAGCCCAAGGAACUUCGUGGACUGACCGAGCACUAGACAUCAUUACUAUACACGGAUUGCAGGGCUACGAUACCUGGGAGCAUCCUACACACGGACUCGGGGACAGCAGUAAGACUGUUUUCUGGGUACGGGACUUCUUACCCAAGGAUCUCCCUUCAGCGAGGAUCUUCACCUACCACUAUCUCUCUACUGCCUUUUGCGACGGUCAGGGCAUCACUCAAGCCGCGGAUAAACUUCUCAACAAGCUAAAGAAUCUACAGGCAGAUAAUAUCGAGGGAUCUCGGCCAUUAGUCUUUAUUUGCCAUAGUGUUGGUGGUCUAAUUCUCCAAUGCGCCCUCAAUAAAGCAUUUGAUAACAAAAGCGAUACGGCACUCAACGAGAUUAUCACAGCAACACAGGGAAUCAUCUUCUUGGGGACGCCGCAUCCAACUUCAGAACUAGAUAUAAGCGUCUCAAGAAUCGCCGCAGCCAGUGAGACAACUAGGUCCAUUAUGGUAGACACUCAAUUUAUGGCACAGGUACUUGUCAGGUUCGCGAGCUUAUCUCAGUAUAAUCCGCCGUGGAAAGUCGUUCAUUGCUACGAAGAGUUGCCACUACCAGGUACUGCUUUUCGGGCGGUCAACCCAAGCCAGGAAGAAUCGUGGGCUUUGCCCCAAUUAUCGCUGUAUAGUCAUCAUCUUGAUUUGUGUCGUUUCAGAAGCCAGGACGAUGUCUCCUACAUCAAAGUUCUGCAAUCAUUGAGAAACAUCACUUCUGGGCUCGGCAGCUCUGUCGUAGAUGAAAUCGAAGUACAGACAACUCUGUCAUCCGUCGAGCAUGAGGUUCUUGAAAGUCUGGAAAUUGAAGACACAUCGUCCAACAUCCGAGACGCCUCUCCAGGAACAUGCGACUGGAUACUGAAACAUAACACUUAUAAGUCUUGGUUGGCCAAGCCCUCCCAGCCUCUAUGGAUCACUGGUAAGGCGGGAACUGGUAAAAGCACCCUGAUGAAACAUAUCAUAGAGGCUUGUCGUCUGGAGCACACAUCAAGCCAGGCUGUGGUAUCCUAUUUCUUCUCCGCCGCCGGCGCAAACCACUCUGUGGCGAGCCUUUUAAGUUCGCUCUUGCAUCAACUUUUAAAGACGACUCCGAGUACGCGAUCCUUCGAAAUAUUUUCCAAAUUUCAUCAGAGAAGGGAGCAUGAGAUCUCCGACAGCGCAAGGGAUAUUGAUAUCCUGAUGGAAAGCUUGCUUUUGUUGGCCGACAAAUCGACGGCACAAGGUGAUUCCAUUUUCUUCAUUAUAGACGCUUUGGACGAGUGUGACGAUCCCGAUAAGCUUGUUACUCUCCUCUGGCGUCUUAAUGGUUUCAAUCCCAGUCGGAAACUACGGAUAUGUAUAUCCUCUCGACCGAGCAACUUUUCCGUGCCAGGCGCGGAAAUCCGUUUGGAGGAUAAUAACUCGCUCGACAUACAGCGAUAUCUUGGCGAAAGCCUUCUAGCCUUGGAAAAUUAUCUACCCUCGACCUCGGAUGUCAAACAGACAACUCAAGCUUUGGCGGAGAAGGCCAAAGGGAUGUUUCUUUGGGCUUCGUUGAACAUAUCACAGCUGCGCUGCAAUGGUCACCUCAAGACACCCAAGUCCGAACAGCACUCCACGUCCUGGCUUCCAGCAACCCUCGAUGCGGCAUACGAGGCGAUUAUACAGCAGCUAUGGAACCGGCAUGAUGAAAGCCGCCGAGAGAUGGCACGGGAUGCAUUCACCCUCGUACUAUGCGCUCAGCGGCCACUUUCGAUACUCGAGCUCCGCAGUGCCCUGGCCGCGAUGCAUUAUGAUCCUGAUCUUCUAUCUCCACUAAGCAAGAGUGAAGUAAAUGAGUGGGGUAUGUGGAACAAAAUGAACAAGAUACAGGACAAAGCUUCGCUAGACAUGAGUACUCAGCUGAUGCUUCUAUGUGGCGGCCUUCUUGAGGUAGCACCGCGGCAGGCCAAGUUCGCAAACGAUACGACGUAUCCAGAAUCGACCGUGCAAUUCAUCCACCAAACCGUGAGAGACUAUCUCCAGGAAAGGGGGUCCUGCGUCCUUGAGGGCGACAAUCGCACUUCCAAAUUGUCUUUCCCAGAACUCAAACUCACUGACUUGCAAGCCUGCAAUGCCCAGUACCACUUCCGAGUUGCUUGGAUAUGCCUCCUGUAUGUUGACCUCAUAUACAUGCGCUCUAACCUCCUGAAUACCGAGACUGCCAUCACUUCAGCCCUUUUUCUAGAGUAUUCCCUAUCGUUUGGCAUGGCACACCUUAGCUUAGCCGAAAGAGCCGGGGUAAACCCCAUGAAGAAGGAGAUGUGCCACCUUUCUCAGUUUCAAAAGGGGUUCGUCGACCAGUGGUCUUUGCUACACAGCCAAAUAUUCAAGGAUCAGAAACUCUUUGAGCCGCACAAGACUAAGGCAGUACAUAUCAUGUCAUACUAUGGCUUACCGUGGUAUGACACAGGCCUCUGGGGAGCGAGGCUUGCAGAGAUAAACGAGGAGGAUCAUUAUGGGCGUACUCCUCUCUUACUGGCCGCGGCUAUGGGUCAUCAUCAUGUCUGUGAGAUCUUGCUUGACAAUGGUGCCGACAUGGGUCAUCGAGAUUAUGUCUAUGGUCAAACUCCAUUGAGUCAUGCCGCAGCCUAUGGCCAUAGGGAAGUCGUCGAGCUUCUACUCAGCGAAGGGUCUGACUACGACGACAGCAGCAGUGGAGUUACUCCUCUGUGGUUAGCAAUUCGCAGUGGUCAUCUAGACAUCGCGGAGCUUCUCUUACAAGCUGGCGCAAAUCCUAACGCCUCUAGCAUCCAUACUGGUGAAGCAUGCCUGUCCCAUGCUGCCUCUCUUGGACACAUCAGAGCCGCCUAUCUACUUCUAGACCGAGGCGCCGAAGUCGAUACACGAGACAAGAAUGGAUGGACUCCGCUUCAUCACGCCGUCAGCCAAGGCCGAAAGAAGAUAAUCGAGUUGUUGCUUGGGCUUCUCACGUCACAGGAUCUCUUUAAACUCAAGGACAACCUCUCUAAAGACAAGGGCAAGGGCUCUUGGAUCAAUACCGUCUUGACAGCUAUCGUUAUUUUGGCAUGUUACCAACGUGGUGGCGAGUGGCAGACGCCUCCGGUCGGCAACCAGAACAGCCAGGCGCUGAACACAUGCUCUGAUGACCGACUGCUUACAAACCGGGGCACCAAUCGACAAAAACACAAGUUGGGUGCAGGAAAGGAUGAGGAUGACAACGAAGAAAAUAUCAGAGGUAAUUCGGAGAAAAGACCUCGUCGCUCAGAGCCAAACGGGGACCGUUUCGCCUGUCCGUAUCAUAAGAAGAACCGGGCGAGGUUUUCAAGCGGACCCUGCAAUGGAAAGGGAUUUAAGAAUAUUGACCGCCUAAAAUCGCAUCUGAAGCUCAUCCAUGACCUUUCUAUCGAUUGGCGGCGAUGUCACGUCUGUAAAAAGCGAUUCCUCCGCGAAGAGCUGGAUGGGCAUAGCCCAUGUAAAAGAAAAGACCUAGGAGAUGAUUAUGAGGAUGGAUAUGAUUUGGACCAGGCUCAAGACCUGAAAUCGGACAGAACACGGCCCAGCAAGAACCCUCCUGAAAGUUGCUGGAAAGCAAUAUUCAGAGUGCUGUUUCCCGACUGGCCCGCGAACCUGGAUACCCCAAAUCCAUACCAAGUGAAUGCUGUCUCGACGUAUUGUGCAGAUGCCAUUCAACAACACCGCAACAGAGUGAUGAACCGAAACACAAUCUCUCAGCUCUAUGCUUGCCAAAGCAAAGAUGAGAUCCGUCAAGUUCUAGGACUACUCAUCGGGGACCUUGAAAGCAAUUUUGGGCAUACCCCGAUAACGACUGACAAUUUGCCUCCCAGACCCGUGUCCGCUAUGUCUCCGCAGCCAACAAUCAGCACUCAGCAUCCGCAAUAUCAGCUUCUGCCAGUUUCUCAGCCGAAUUUCAUCUAUAGUCAUGGGCGUCGCUCACAAUUCCAUACACCAGCUGUUUCAAGCUCCGAUGCAAAUUCCAGCCGUUUCUUCCGGAGCCAUGAUCAGUCUGACACGUUCACAGAAGGCACAGCAUUCUCGGACCAAAUGUCAACAGGGUUUGACUCCUUUGGGUCUCACCAGGGUAUAAAUAGCAGCAGCACUCUGCCACAGUUUCAACCACAAAUGACUUUAUCAGUGGCUCAACAACCGACGAGCAACAUAAGCCACCAACCCGGAUCGAGUUUUGCGGUAGGGAACCAAGGAAUGACACCGGAUGAUCGUUGGAUUGACUUCUCGCACGACUCCCAACAUCAGGCGCAGCCUGUAAGGGGGGAUCUGGUACAAGGCGAUCUCCAGCCAGGGGAUUAUGAUGAGAACGAAAUCCUGAGCAUGGCGCAUUUUUAGGCUAGUGAAUGCGAUAACAGCUUAGCAUCGCAGGCUUGGAUUGAACGUGUUGAAUCCCGGCCAGUUUAUGGGAAGGAAAGGCAAGCUGCAGCUUUAUCAAGAUGACAAAAACCAAAGUGGUGGGGAAGGUCAAAUGGUUGACAAGAGCUUGGCUGAGUUCGGAUGUUUGAGCAGGGAGGUUUUGGAUUAUGAGAACGCCAACUGUUACCAUUCCUUUAGGUGUCGUCCUAUGCCGUAAAUUUAUUUAUUUUCUCUCUUCCUUGAC